AUGGGUGACAUCUAUCGAGCUGCCCAAAGAGUUGUCAUGUGGCUGGGAGAAGAAACAGAGCCCAUAAAGGCAGCUUUCGAAAUGUUACCGACAGUGGCCAAAGCACAGAGUAUGCUGCUGCAAGCAGCCGGAGAGCUACCCGGUGGGGAGGUGACAACAGAAGGAGUAGAAGAUCCCCAGAAGAUGUUGGACAGCAUGUUCAAGGAACAGAGCGCGAUGGAUGCCUUCUGGGAACUAAUGCAGCGGACCUACUGGACAAGAGCUUGGAUUCUCCCUGAAAUUGUCAUUGCUGGCUCCAGAGGCCUUGUCAUGUGUGGCAGGCAGUUUUGUGAAUGGACAACCCUACAGCUCGGCAUGCCUAUUUAUGAAUACUGUAACUUUGGUCAGCCGCCGAUGAUCUUCAACAGCGGACUGGUUGGCGAUAUGGGGCCAGAAGCUGAGAUGCUCUUCGAAGAUGUCGUUUUUGUACUACAUACACUGCAAGCUACUGAUCCCCGUGACAAGAUAUUCGCAUCUUUGGGGCUUGUAUCACAGGGGCGCCAAACAAUCGGCAAGAAACUGGUGGAAGCACCUGUUGCUGACUACACAAUGAGUGUUCAGCAAGUCUUCAUACAUGCCGCUCGCUACUUGAUUGACUUGGGUGGUGCCUUCUGGGCUUGGAGAUUGGGCAUUCAACGCAGCACGAAGAAGGUCGACAAUCUGCCUUCAUGGGUACCCGAUUUCAACCGAAGACUGGCAUUUGCAGAGAUCAACCCAUUCAGAGAGAUCAAGACAUCAUACCGAUUGGACAUCAAGGAGGAUCCAGUAACUACGGAGACUACUCUUUGGAUCGGCGGCUGUAUCGUUGACAAGAUUGUGUUCAAAUUAACUCUGACAAAAGACCUUGAGAUAUCCAGCAUUCUUUCGUUAGCUGUCGAUGUGCUUGCAAAGACAGACCGCAGCAUAUACGGCAAGUACCCAAUCGGGGAGGGGUUUGACGUCAAUAGCAACAUCCAAGACUUGGAGGAGCAGAAGGAUGCUGAGAGUUUACUGAUGAAGAGCACAAAUGCAAUGGCACUGUUCGCCACCAUCACCAAUUUUAACGAUACAUCGGAUGAGGACGAUGGCAGCACGACACCAGAAAGAAUCUUACCCCUCCUGACGGGAUACCUAAUCUACACGCUCUCAAAGAACAUGGACACGCCAGGAGUGUCGAAAAUAGCACCGGACUACGUAAAGCGAUUUGCAGAGACAUGGACUAAAGAAUACGACGACGCUGAAGCCUUUGUCGACUUCCAGUUGGAGAAUCUCAAGCUUGUGGAGGAUGCAUUGAGAGAGGACCGAGACCUCGUUUAUACUGAGAAUGGGUACUUUGGAUUAACAAAUACUGGUGAAGCCGAGGUCGGCAUGGUGGUAGGGAUGGUUGGCGGCGAUACCACAUUGCGGUUACUGAGAAAGAAGGAGGACACGACGCCAUUUUAUGAGUAUGCAGACAUGGUCUUCUUGAACACCAUGGGUCAAGAAAUUGAGAACUUGGAACGAGUGUACGGCGAACUCAGCCCUGAGAGAUUGGAGAUACGUUAG
This is a messenger RNA of Fusarium graminearum PH-1, 1563 nucleotides long. RefSeq lists its product as uncharacterized. Bases 1 to 1563 code for a protein of 520 amino acids. The record is from RefSeq and is a predicted model, not a curated record. NCBI's taxonomy places the organism in Eukaryota, Fungi, Ascomycota, Sordariomycetes, Hypocreales, Nectriaceae. The transcript has a single exon.